AUGAGGCGUCUCUCCGGCCGGGCUCCGUGUCCCCGCGGUAGGGCGGCAGCAGCGGGGGCGGCGGCCGGGAUCAGACAUUUCUCUAGUGAUCCUCCACCGGAGCAAAUCAGUCGUUAUCCGAUUCCUUACAUGAAAGACCUUCCUUACGAUAUAGUUGAGCUUAUGGAAGAAGUCGAGUCGAAAGGGGGAUUUCUGCCCAACGUCUUCAAAGUCCUCUCUCACAGACCGGCAGAGUUCAGAGCCUUCUUCGCUUACUACAAUGAACUCAUGAACAAAGAGACAGGCAGAUUAACCAAGGCAGAUCGAGAGCUGAUUGUAGUGGCUACCAGUAUCCACAACAAGUGUCUUUACUGUGUGGUGUCCCACAGUGCACUGCAUCGUAUCUACUCAAAGAAACCAACUCUUUCUGAUCAGGUUGUUGUAAACUAUGAGAAUGCAGAGCUGUCAGCUCGGGAGCGUGCCAUGCUGGACUUUGCAAUGGCUGUGUGUCGCUGUGACACCAUCACUGAGCAGCAUUUCCAGUCUUUGGAGGAAGUGGGCUUUGACCGCGAGGAUGCUUGGGACAUCGCCGCCAUCGCUGCAUUCUUUGCCUUGUCCAACCGGAUGGCCCACCUCACCGACAUGAGGCCAAACUUAGAAUUUUAUAACAUGGGCAGAGUACCACGGGACAAGAGCAAGGCCAGCGGGCAAGAGAAAAAGGAAUAAUUUAACGGACGAGAUUAGCAGAUGUCAAAGGACGUGUGUUACACAUGCAUUAUGUGCACACUGCAACAAAAAGGUGAAGAUUCAGUUCUGUUUGUCUCCUUCUCUUGACGUAAACAACCAGAUGUUUUCUUAUUACAUUCAUGAGAUGCAUUAUCAGAUCCUCAGGUAUGAGACAGCAGUUAUUAAACACUGCUGUGUCCUGUGAUCAAUGUGAAUGCAGGAGUUGACAUUUAUGAUUGCGUUUAUAAAUUAGAUACUUUUCAUCUCCAAGCAAUCCAGUUUGCACUUAAACCCUAAAAUGUGGAUGUUGUGAAUCUCCCAAAGUUUUCUUCAUAAUUUGUGUGUGUUGAUGUGAAUUAAUUGAUGAAGACACAUGAGAGAGUAUCUGUGUACCUCUUUAUGUUUGUUGUUGGGCAAGAAACCGUUUUAUUGUUGACUAAGUCCUUAAUAUAUAAGAUAAUAUUAUGUCUGCUUGUUUGACUGACAUUUGACAUUCUGGGUUGUAUUCAUUUAAAAGAGUGUAGUGACACAUGUCACUUAGGUGCAGGGCAAUUAUAAUAACAGUACCAACAAUAAAGGCUGUUGUUGUUUCUUUUGACAGAAGCCAUGUGAGGGGUUUAAUGUCAAUCUUUUGGAUUUAUGUGAAAUAUAUUUAACAACAAUUAAACAGCUGUGUUCAAUCUUUCAGAAAUAUGUAUCAAAUGAAACUCACAAACUGGUAGUUUUUUCCUGAAAGUGCUUUGUGUUGUGUUUUCUUUAACACUGUGUUCAAAUGAGAGCGUAAAUAAAGUGUCACAUUUUCACAGCAAUGACAGUUUGUGUUCUAAAGUUUCUAAAAGAAAGCUGCUUCUGUAAAGAUUCCCUUUAUCUUCUAAAUAAACAAUAUUUUUCUUGUUAAAAAGUGACCUGAGAGACUUCCAUGGA
Molecule: messenger RNA, 1629 nt
Organism: Labrus bergylta (ballan wrasse)
Lineage: Eukaryota; Metazoa; Chordata; Actinopteri; Labriformes; Labridae
Source: RefSeq, a predicted model, not a curated record